Molecule: messenger RNA, 8540 nt
Organism: Oncorhynchus keta (chum salmon)
Lineage: Eukaryota; Metazoa; Chordata; Actinopteri; Salmoniformes; Salmonidae
Product: glutamate receptor ionotropic, kainate 4-like
Exons: 21
Coding region: 996-3908 (970 amino acids)
Biological process (GO): modulation of chemical synaptic transmission; monoatomic ion transport; synaptic transmission, glutamatergic
Cellular component (GO): presynaptic membrane; kainate selective glutamate receptor complex; postsynaptic membrane
Molecular function (GO): kainate selective glutamate receptor activity; transmitter-gated monoatomic ion channel activity involved in regulation of postsynaptic membrane potential
Source: RefSeq, a predicted model, not a curated record
UAGUGUAGUAAGGCACCAAAAGCUAGUCUGUGAGGGGGACUUCACUUCACUGAGACACCAUCUGCGUCUUUCUCCAGAAUCGCUCCGGACCGCACUUGAUGUCCUUUUGAUUCUUAAAAACGAAAUUUCACAUUGUUUAUUCGGUUAAUGCAUGAUCUAGAUUUCGAGAGAAUUAAUUAACCGUUUGGAUGCAUUGCGUUCCGUAUCCUCCCCGAAGCUCAAGCUGUACAAAAGCAUUUUCAACUACGGCCGGUCGGCGGCAGGAGCAAUGGGAAAGAAAGAAAUACCAUUUUUUUCUUGGCAAUAACCUGAAUUAGAUAGGCUGAAAUAAAUUCAAGCUACUUGUCAAUUUCAAGACAAGAAAGUACUCUCAGGAAACGACAAUUGUUCAGCUUUGGAGAAAUUGGACCAGUAAUUUUCUUCAAAGAAAAGUAGAGGAUCAUUUCCAACUGUUUGGAUGCGGUUAUAUGAGAAUGAGUCAAUGCCCCAUGUAACUGGUACCGCAAGGAUAUACGAAAAAGGGAACCGAUUUUUAAAUGGUCCUUGAGUGAGUAGCCUGGUCGAUACGCGCAAAUAGCAGGUUAUGAUUUCUCCCUAAACCAGCGUGAAAGAGCCAUUGCAAUAGAAAACUCGGGAUUGCACUGUACAAACGGCUGCCGUUUUUCCUUCCCGAUAUAGCCAACCGAGGCUACACCUGUUCCAUAAGGAGAAAUUAUACCAAAAGAGAUAAGGAGAAGCACUGCUAAAAACAGCAACAACGUCGAUUGAUGUUAAAGAGCCAGCGUGUCAGCAGCAGUGUGCCCCAGCAUCCUGCAGAGUGGUGAGGGUGGUGUUUGGGAUGCGGAGAGCCGUAUAGGAGCUGAGUGGGCACCUCACCUCAACGCCGUCUGCUUCCUGUGCCGCUUCAAGAUGGAUUAGAGACUAACGCCUCCGGAGAUCAAAGGUGGCUGUGACAGGGGGACCCCCGGGGCAGGACCCAUGAGGAGUCAUAGAAGAUGCUCGCAGCCUGGGCGCCUCUGCUCCUCUUAGCCAUGUGGGUGAGAUGUUCCUCCGCUGGGCCGCUCUCCUUCAGAAUAGCCGCCAUACUUGACGACCCAAUGGAGUGCAGCCGGGGAGAGAGAUUGGCCAUCACUCUGGCGAAGGACAGCAUCAACCGGUCCAGUAACCGUUCCACAACAGGCAAGCUGGAGGUGGACAUCUUUGAGCUGCUGAGAGACAGUGAAUAUGAGAUGGGAGAGACCAUGUGCCAGAUCCUGUCCAAGGGAGUGGUGGGAGUCCUGGGUCCCUCCGCCAGCCCUGCUUCCAAUUCCAUCAUCAGCAAUAUCUGUGGAGAGAAAGAGGUGCCCUAUGUGAAAGUGGCCCCUGAGGACAUUCUGAAGGUUCAGUUCCCCCGCUUCACCACCCUAGACCUGCGCCCCACCAACACAGACAUCAGCCUGGCCGUGGCUGGCCUGCUCACCUUUUUCAACAGCACUACAGCCUGCCUCAUCUGUGCCCAGGCCGACUGCUUAUUAAAUCUGGAGAGACUGUUACGCCAGUUCCUCAUCUCCAAGGAGACACUAUCGGUUCGCAUGCUGGAUGACAGCCAGGAUCCCACACCCCUUCUCAAGGAGAUCCGCGAUGAUAAGACUGCCACAAUCAUUGUGGAUGCUAACGCAACAAUGUCCCACAUAAUUUUGGAAAGGGCGUCGGAGCUGGGCAUGCUGUCCGUCUACUACACCUACAUCUUCACCUCGCUGGAAUUCUCUCUGCUGCGAUUGGAUGACGUGCCCAGUGAGCGGGUGAACAUUCUGGGCUUUUCCGUUUUCAACCGAACACAUCCAUUUUUCCAGGAUUUCCUCCUCAGCCUCAACCGUUCCUGGCAGGAAAACUGUGACCACGCCCCCUUCGCCGGCACACCGCUCUCGUCGGCGCUGCUGUUUGACGCAGUGCACGCGGUGGUUGCGGCGGUCCAGGAGCUCAACCGUAGCCAGAACGUGGGCGCCACGCAGCUCUCCUGCAAGUCCUCCAAGAUCUGGGAGCAUGGCACCAGCCUCAUGAACUACCUGAGGAUGGUAGAAUUGGAAGGACUAACGGGCCACAUUGAAUUCAACAGCAAAGGCCAGCGGUCCAACUACGCCCUACGGAUCAUGCAGAACAGUAGAGACGGCCUAAGGCAGAUUGGCCAGUGGCACUCCGAGCAGGGCCUGUCCAUGGAGAGGAAGCUUCCAUCAAUCAACGUGACCGACACUCUCUUCAACACCACCCUCACUAUCACCACUAUUCUGGAGAACCCUUACGUGAUGCUACGACCAAACCACCAGGAGAUGGAAGGGAACGAGCGCUAUGAGGGCUUCUGUGUGGACAUGCUGAAGGAGCUGGCGGACAUCUUGAAGUUCAAGUACUGUAUCAAUCUGGUGGGGGACGGGGUGUACGGGGUAUCUGGGACCAACGGUACCUGGACGGGCAUGGUGGGAGAGCUCAUCUCAAGGAAAGCGGACCUGGCCGUAGCGGGGCUCACCAUCACCGCAGAGAGGGAGAAGGUUAUCGAUUUCUCCAAGCCUUUUAUGACUCUGGGAAUCAGCAUCAUGUACCGUGUGCACUUGGGGCGCAGACCUGGCUACUUCUCCUUCCUAGACCCUUUUUCCCCUGGGGUGUGGCUCUUUAUGCUGCUAGCCUACCUGGCAGUCAGCUGUGUGCUCUUUCUGGUUGCCAGACUCACCCCUUACGAGUGGUACAAUCCCCACCCCUGCUUGAAGGGGCGCUGUAACCUCCUCAUCAACCAAUACUCGCUGGGCAACAGUUUCUGGUUCCCCGUGGGGGGGUUCAUGCAGCAGGGGUCCACCAUCGCCCCCCGCGCCCUCUCCACGCGCUGCGUCAGUGGAGUAUGGUGGGCGUUCACCCUGAUCAUCAUCUCGUCCUACACGGCCAACCUGGCUGCCUUCCUCACUGUCCAGAGGAUGGAGGUGCCCAUUGAGUCAGUGGACGACCUGGCUGACCAGACGGCCAUCGAGUAUGGCACCAUGCACGGGGGCUCCACCAUGACCUUCUUCCAGAACUCGCGCUACCAGACGUACCAGCGCAUGUGGAACUUCAUGCACUCCAAGCAGCCCAGUGUGUUUGUGAAGAGCACAGAGGAGGGCAUCGCCCGCGUGGUCAACUCCAACUAUGCCUACCUGCUAGAGAGCACCAUGAACGAGUACUACCGGCAGCGCAACUGUAACCUCACCCAGAUAGGAGGUCUGCUGGACACCAAGGGCUACGGCAUCGGCAUGCCAGUGGGGUCAGUGUACCGGGAUGAGUUUGACCUUGCCAUCCUCAAGCUGCAAGAAGACAACCGUCUAGAGAUCCUGAAGAGGAAAUGGUGGGAUGGUGGCAAGUGUCCAAAGGAGGAGGAUCACCGUGCCAAAGGACUAGGCAUGGAAAACAUAGGCGGUAUCUUCGUGGUGCUGGUGUGCGGUCUCCUGGUGGCCAUCUUCAUGGCGGUGCUGGAGUUUAUGUGGUUUCUGCGGCAGACGCCCGGAACAGAGCUGUCGGUGUGUGAGGAGAUGCUACGGGAGCUGCAGGGGAUCGUCCUGUGCCGGGACAGCCUACAGCUGAGGCGUCGGCGGGGGACGACCAUGCUCCGUCCUCGCCCCCUACCCCUGGAGGAGCGCCGGCGGGCUGCUGCUGUCAGCUUGAGCAAUGGCAAGCUGUGUGGCGCUGCCGCCGGCCUGCCCCUCUCCGAGCCCUUCUCCCACAGACUGGCACAGGAGGCAGCUCUGGUGGCGCGGGGCUGCAGCCACAUCCGCAUCUGCCCUGAGUGCCGGCGCUUCCAGGGGCUGCGUGGCAUGCGUCCCGGGGGCGGCCCCAGCCAUGGGGCCUCGCCGACUCACAGCGAGGAGAGCAUAGAGUGGGAGAAAACGACCAACAGUAGCGAACCCGAAUAACAAGGAAGCACCCCCUUGACCUAGACAACCCCUUUAUACCUACCUAGACCACCACACACCCACUGUACUACUGUACCCAGUAGGCACCCCUCCACAGGGGCAACAGGGAGCAUCAUGGGAAGGUCAUGUGGUACUGUGACAGGAGCUGCUUUGGUCCUGGUGCGUUUGAUGUUGGAGGACAGCGGCUGGGGCGAUGUCUUUGGCUGUGGAUAUUUUGAGCGCGUCACCCGUGGAAGGGAUCUUUGAGCUCUGGAAUGAUGCCCUGGGCUUAGAGAUGGAACUGCCAUUGGACAUAUCCAUAGAGACUACCAGAGGAAGUCCGUGAGAAGGGACACAACCUCUCUGUAUGGGCUGUCUGUCUCGAAGGCCCCAUGCCCUGUCUAGGAUGUGAAGGACACAGGUUAUGGUGCAUUUGUACUAUGCAGUAUUUUCUGUCACUCAUUGUGCUAAUUGUUGAUCUGUUUUUAAAUUAUUUCUCCUUUUGUUGUGUUCUUGACAUUGAUCAUAUUGUUACCAUUCUAUUGUUCUCUGAGACGAUACGAUGUUUUCUUUUCCCGAGUGUGUACAUUAUUGCCUUUUCAGAGCUACAAACAGAGAACACAUAGAAAAAGACUUCCAAUGCAGCAUCAUUCUUUGAAUACUUUUUUUUGUGUGUGAAAGUGCCAAAAAAAGAAGCUGAUCUUGAACGAUGGGCAUCACGGCCUUGAGACAACGACGACAAAGAGAACCGAAGAUAAAAACAAACACAAUGACUUGUUUUAUAAUAGUGAUUAUAUUCUAUACAAAAAUAUGUUUUAGAUAUAUUUCUGAAAGACAGCAAUGCAUGUCAGCAAGUGUGAUGCUGAUGAUUGGAGGGGAGAAUGAGUUUCCCGUUCAAAGAAUUUGCCCAGAGACACAAAGAACCCCAAUGUAAUCAGAAAUAGUCAUCAUUCAUUCCCUUUGCUCAUGUGUGGGACCUGUCUCUUGAUAUUGCCCCCAGAUCAUGGGGCAUUAACACUAGAUACCACAACAUACCACCAUUUUGAGUUUCUUCCCAUUGCCCACUGUGGUAUACAGUCUCAUAUGAAUCGCAUAUACUGUAAGUGAUUGAUAUGAGUUCACUAUUCCCAAUUUGUGCUCUCUAUUCCAUCUGUUCAACACUCUCUCGUCUUCGUGCUGCACUAUUGCCUUGACAUGACCCAGACCCACUCUCUGCGGCGUGCACCAUACACUCAUGCACGCGCGCAGGAAUGCACGCACUCACACAUGCGGGCACAAAGGCAUGCGCGGCACAUACACACAGACACUACAUACACAGUACACACAGGCAAUGCAGAUAGUCACACUGCAGAGGUAGAGUCAUACUGAGAUGGUGGCAUUGGGGAAGAAUCCAACACAUUCCAGAACCAAUUCAAACUGAAUGCUCCCGUAAAUGUUUUUACAGGAAUUUUACUUUGAUUUUUUAAAGACCCCAAAUGAAACAUUGUCUUACGCUUUCAUAUGUAUGAGGGGUUUGAAGUCUUUUAUGUGACAUUUUUUCCUGGAUCACCAUCUGUUUUGUAAAUUCUGCAAUAUGCAUCGCAAAAAAAUUAUAUGGAGCCUAAAUUAAAUGGGAAUAAUUGGGUAGAGGCCUACUGAUUUCCCAAUUCGUACAAACUUCAAUUUUGGGGUGAGCUGUCCCUCGAACCAUCAACAGAGACCCUCAUUGCAAGAUCUGGGUCCUAUUAAUUAGGCACCAAACUGAACAAAAGGGGUGAAACAGGGAGGGCCUACUUGAACUUGUCCAAUCAGAAACUUAGCAAAAAUAAAAUGGAAGUGUUUUCCAUCACAUGCCCUAAUGAAUACGACCCUUGUAAUGAAAUCAAGGCCAGAUUUGAUUUGUGGAGCAAAGCUGUUCUUUCUCCGUGUGUUCAUUCAAGUUGAUUUAUUCAGUGUACCAUAUCGCAAAUUCUUCGAUGUAGCAUAUAAUGUUACUCAUUUCCUGGAUGUUUUAUAAGUUGCUGGUGGUGUCCUUGAGAUUUGCUGUUUUGGCUGUGCUUUUCUACUAAAUGGACUAAAAUGAGUGGGCGACAGUGAACAACUGUGGCCUGUCUGUCAACAUUAGGCUUUGAUGGAUCCGUCUCCUUGACAAUGCCCAAAAGGUGUGCCACUCAUAUGUCAAGAGUGCCUGAAACCAGGCCAUCUUGACAAAGUAUUUGAUUGGAGGCAUCCAGGUAUGUUAGGUUCAUUUGUAUUUGUCACAUCCAAUCUAAAAUCUGGAUGGACUCUUUCAGCAUUUGAAUUGAAUCCACUAUUUAGUUGAUAUCAUUCAUCUCUAAAAUUGCUUUUCAAGGCAUCUAUACAACGCGUCAGUCAAACAUUCCCCAUAGUAUAUGCGUUCUCCUGCCUUAGUGUAGGCGGCUGAAAAACCUAGGCCAUAUAUUUUUACAAUUAUGAUAAUGAAACGGCUAAGCAGAUUGCUUAGGUUGGGUCAAUGAGGAUCUGAGACUGGAGAAAGAACUGUUGUCUAUUUUCAUAAAGCCUUCAUCUAUAUCUCUUGAGCCAGCAGGCCACAAAUGCAAAAGAUCUCUUUAGAACAGUGGUAUUCAAACUUUUUCAGCGGGGAAUCCAUUUUUUCCGCCAGAAUGUCUGGGGACCUCGUUUUUUUCCCAGAGAAUUUCUCGCGAACCAACCACAAAUCGAAUGACACAACCUUAAAAUCUGUACAUUUACAUUUUUACAUCAAUAAAUAACCUUCAAUUCAUUGCACUUUCAUCUCUUAUAAAAAAAAAUAAAAGAAACCAAUAAACACAUUUACUGAAUAAAAUUAUAUUUUCGAAUGAUCUUUCUCAAAAACAUUUCUAUAUUGUUCCAUACAAUAAUCUGUACACUAAAUUGUUUGUUCCUAAAAAAAAUCUACAUGCUGAUUGAGUGUACAAAACAUUAGGAACACCUGCUCUUUCCAUGACAGACUGUCCAGGUGAAUCCAGGUGAAAUCUAUGAUCCCUUAUUGAUGUCACUUGUUAAAUCCACUUCAAUCAGUGUGGAUGAAGGGGAGGAAACAGGUUAAAGAAGGUUUUUUUAAGCCUUGAGACAAUUGAGAUAUAGAUUAUGUAUGUGUGACCUUCAGAGGGUGAAUGGGCAAGACAAAAGAUUUAAGUGCCUUUGAAUGGGGUAUGGUAGUAGGUGCCAGGCGCACCGUUUAGUGUUUUAAGAACUGCAACGCUGCUGGGUUUUUCAUGCUCAACAGUUUUCCGUGUGUAGCUAGAAUGGUCCACCAUUAAAAGGACAUCCAGCCAACUUGACACAACUGUGGGAAGCAUUGGAGUUAACAUAGGCCAGCAUCCCUGUGGAACGCUUUCGACACAUUGUAGAGUCCAUGCCCCAACAAAUUGAGGGUAUUAGGAAGGUGUUGCUAAUGUUUUGUAAAAAAAAAAAAAACAUUUUUUAAACAUUUUGCCUACCCCACUGCAGCGACCCCAACUUUGAAUACCACUUUUUUUAAAGGUUCUCUCACUUCAAUGCUAGAAAAUCACUAGUGAAUUAAUUUAGUAGCCAAUGUCACCACAUUCAACAAAUAUGAAGUAUGCCCCAUUAAAAGUCCCUCAAUAAAACCAAAUGUGGUGUUGUAAUUUAACAAUUCCUUUACUUGUGGUAUGCAGGGCCAUUCUAUUCCUUAGUUUCAUUUUACAAAUGAAAUCAUCAUCUGGGAUCAUCAUCCGUUUUCAAAGGAUUCGAUUUCUUCUCAAAUGCCUGUUCAUUUUACCACUAGAGACCAGUCCGACAUGUUUCCAUACAAUGUGAAUACCCGUCAAAUAAAUUAUGUUUUAUGCUUUACAAGAGGUUUUACCCUGUGAGUGACGUUGUCCUGGUUUUUGAUGUAUAACUAUUCUCUGAGAAAUGUUUUCUGUACAGUGCGUUUGUUUUCGAGCUUCUAUGGAUACAGAGAGAGGGGGUAAAGAAUAGGCUGUACAGAGCUCAUUGUUAUAUCAUACAGAGGCUAUAGUGUCAAUGCACACAAUCCUCUUAUGGAACAUUGUUGUCAUAAGUGUGUAAAUACAGAAUGCUCAACCAGGGUUUCCCUGUGGAGGUUCCAGGGGCUCUCUAUUUCUACAAGCCCUCAGCCUAACCAUCAAAUUGAACUUGUGGGAACACAUCCACACAUCCACAUACAAGCACAUACAACUACAGGCAUGAUGAGUAAUGAUACAUUCACACCCUAAUUAUCAGUUUUUCUAUAAUAUCUAGUUGCUAGGUCACAGAGAUUGCGUCCUAAAUGGUGCCUUUUUUGCUAUUACCUGCUCUGGUCAAAAGUAGUGUGCGCUAUAUAGGGAAUGGGGUGCCAUUUGGGAUGCAAACUGAGACAAUGUGGGGUCAGCUGGAUGAACUCCCGGGUUUAGUGGGAUUCUGUGCACCUAACUUUUAUGCACGAAAACAUUCAUAGACAUUAAAUCAAGCCUAGUUGAAAUGAGAUUGCCAAUUACCUUGAAGGCUAAAGGGAGUUGAAUUGGAAUGAAGAGGAAUCGUCAUGUAGAAGAAGUAGCACUCAGACUUUCACUGGGAGACCUUGGGCAGGAUUUGGCUGCUAAUUUCUAUGCUUUAUUUUCUUAUGUUGUCAUUUUUAUUCCACUAUAAAUACAUUUCUUAAAACAUAAACCGCCAUUGUGAGGGUUU